Molecule: messenger RNA, 1860 nt
Organism: Rangifer tarandus platyrhynchus (Svalbard reindeer)
Lineage: Eukaryota; Metazoa; Chordata; Mammalia; Artiodactyla; Cervidae
Source: the annotation of a GenBank genome assembly
AUGAAGCCCCCGGAUCGCCCUGGCCCUGGCCGCACUGACCGGAUACUGGGGGUCAUGGGGGGCAUGCUGCGCGCAUGCGCCCUACCCGGGCAGGAGGGGCCCUCGAAGAGAAGCCCCCUAGGGCCGGGGGGUACCGAGCCAGAAUCUAACUGGACGGAGGGGGAUCAGAGAGGGGAGAGCGAUCGUGAGGUCCCCGCCUGGGUUCCGCUGCUCGAGUCCUACUCUAUUGCUGGCAGUGAGGGGAGUAUCUCGGCUUCGGCUGCCUCGGGUCUGGCGGCCCCCUCUGGCCCCAGCUCUGGUCUCAGCUCUGGCCCCUGUUCCCCGGGCCCCCCACGGGCAGCCAGUGGCCUGAGAAGAUGGUUGGAUCAUUCCAAACACUGUCUCAGUGCGGAGACUGAGGCAGACAGCGGCCGGGCUGGACCACAUGAGAACUGGAUGUUGGAACCAGCCCUCGCCACAGGAGAGGAGCUGCCAGAACUGAACCUGCUGACCACGUUGUUGGGGGGCCCCGGGGAUAAGACACAGCCCCCUGAAGAGGAGACUUUGUCCCAAGCCCCUGAGAGUGAAGAGGAGCAGAAGAAGAAGGCUCUGGAAAGGAGUAUGUAUGUCCUCAGUGAACUGGUGGAGACAGAGGAGAUGUACGUGGACGACUUGCGGCAGAUUGUGGAGGGUUACAUGGCAGCCAUGGCUGCUCAGGGGGUACCCGAGAAUCUUCGAGGUCGUGACAGGAUUGUGUUUGGGAACAUCCAGCAAAUUUAUGAGUGGCAUCGAGACUAUUUCCUGCGGGAGUUGCAGCUCUGUUUGAAGGAUCCUGAUUGGCUGGCUCAGCUAUUUAUCAAACACGAGCGCCGGCUGCACAUGUACGUGGUGUACUGUCAGAAUAAGCCCAAAUCAGAGCAUGUGGUAUCAGAAUUUGGGGACAGCUAUUUUGAGGAGCUCCGGCAGCAGCUGGGGCACCGCCUGCAGCUCAACGACCUCCUCAUCAAACCAGUGCAGAGGAUCAUGAAAUACCAGCUGCUGCUCAAGGAUUUUCUCAAGUAUUAUAGGAGAGCUGGGAUGGAUACUGAAGAGCUGGAGCAAGCGGUGGAGGUCAUGUGCUUCGUCCCCAAGCGCUGCAAUGACAUGAUGACCCUGGGGAGACUUCGGGGGUUUGAGGGCAAACUGACUGCUCAGGGAAAGCUCUUGGGCCAGGACACAUUCUGGGUCACGGAGCCGGAGGCUGGGGGGCUGCUCUCUUCCCGGGGCCGAGAGAGGCGUGUCUUUCUGUUCGAGCAGAUCGUCAUCUUCAGCGAGGCCCUGGGAGGAGGAGUACGAGGUGGAGCGCAGCCUGGUUAUGUGUACAAGAGCAGCAUCAAGGUGAGCUGCCUGGGACUGGAGGCGAACCUCCAGGGUGACCCUUGCCGGUUUGCACUGACCUCCAGAGGACCCGAGGGUGGGAUCCAGCGCUACGUCCUGCAGGCUGAGGACCCUGCGGUCAGUCAGGCCUGGAUCAAGCAAGUGGCUCAGAUCCUGGAAAGCCAGCGGGACUUUCUCAAUGCGCUGCAGUCGCCCAUUGAGUACCAGAGACGGGAGAGUCAGACCAACAGCCUGGGGCGGCCAGGAGGGCCUGGGGUGGGGAGCCCUGGGAGAAUUCGGCCUGGAGACCGGGCCCAGUUCAGCACACAUACACCCAUCAAUGGCUCUCUCCCGUCCCUGCUGCUGUCGCCCCAAGGGGAGGUGGCCAGAGCCCCCCUGCGCCCGGACACCCAGGCCCCCAGUGCCACCCCCCAGGCUCCUCAUGACCCUCCUCCAGUUCCACCAGCUCCAGACACUCCUCCCUGCCGAGCCAGACUCGCCAAGCUGGAUGAAGAUGAGCUGUAA